AUGGCGGGUAGAGAAUUGUCGCCAGAAGAGAAACUCUCUCUGGUGACCGACCAGCUGGCGGAGGUGCUGCACAAAGAUAUCCUGGAAGAUGUCAUCCUCAAGCAGCAAAGACCGCUUGUCCUCUACUGGGGAACAGCCACCACCGGCAGGCCUCACUGCGGUUAUUUUGUGCCCAUGAUGAAGAUUGCGCACUUUCUGCGAGCGGGAUGUCACGUCAAGAUUCUUCUGGCCGACAUCCAUGGGUUUCUCGACAAUCUCAAGGCACCUAUCGAGCUGGUCAAGUACCGCGCCGAGUACUACAAGUUCGUCAUCUCUUCCCUUCUCAAGGCCGUCGGCGUGAGUCUGGAAAAGCUGGAGUUUGUCCUUGGCUCGUCCUACCAGUUGAGCUCUGAUUACACGAUGGACGUAUUCCGACUGAGCAGUGUGGUCACUGAGCACGACGCGAAGAGAGCAGGCGCUGAAGUCGUCAAACAGAGUGAAAAUGCACCGCUAUCUGGACUUAUUUACCCUCUCAUGCAGGCACUUGACGAAGAACACUUGAAGGUCGACGCUCAGUUCGGUGGGGUCGACCAGCGCAAGAUCUUUGCCCUUGCCCAGGAAACAUUACCUCGAAUAGGCUACAAAGAGCGAGCCCAUCUUAUGAAUCCCAUGGUGCCUGGCUUGACUGGAGGCAAGAUGUCGGCGUCGGACCCUGAUUCCAAGAUUGAUGUCCUUGAUGGCCCAGAGCUCGUCAAGAAGAAGUUAAGAAAGGCAUAUGCGGCAACUGGCGAAGUAGAUGGCAACGGUAUCAUCUCCUUCGUUGAAUAUGUAUUGCUCCCAUUCAGUGCCCUGCAAGACCCAAAUCACAAAGGCACGUUUGUCUGUGAACGAAGAGAAGGAGAGGGAGAGCCACUGGUUUACCAUGACAUGGAGACGUUGAAGGCCGACUACAAGGCCGACAAACUGACCCCUCAGUUGCUGAAGGCUGGGGCAACUGCUGCUUUGAACGAGCUCCUAGCCCCGAUCCAAGCUGAUUAUCAGGCAUCCCCUGAGUGGCAGGAGAUUGAACAGAAGGCUUAUCCCCCAGCAGAGCCUGCAAAGAAGAAGAAACAACCCAAGAACAAGGGCACCCGUUAUCCGGGAGCAGGAAAUGUGCAGGCCAAUCCAGAUGGCACCGUUACUGGCGAAGGCAAGGAGCAAGUUGAAGUCGGCAAGACGGCAGAAGAUGCAAUGUCGAAACUAGAAAUCGAAGGCAAGACUGCGUGA
This is a messenger RNA of Exophiala spinifera, 1245 nucleotides long. Its product is annotated as tyrosine-tRNA ligase. The coding region runs from base 1 to 1245 and encodes 414 amino acids. Gene Ontology annotation, biological process: tyrosyl-tRNA aminoacylation. The transcript has a single exon. Lineage: Eukaryota; Fungi; Ascomycota; Eurotiomycetes; Chaetothyriales; Herpotrichiellaceae. Gene Ontology annotation, molecular function: ATP binding; tyrosine-tRNA ligase activity. The record is from RefSeq and is a predicted model, not a curated record.